Messenger RNA from Knipowitschia caucasica, 324 nucleotides. The record is from the annotation of a GenBank genome assembly. NCBI's taxonomy places the organism in Eukaryota, Metazoa, Chordata, Actinopteri, Gobiiformes, Gobiidae.
AUGCCGGUGUCAGAGCUCGGACGUGGAGAGUGGUUGUCGCGGCGACGGGAGGUGGGCGGAGGAACACUUGUGGAACAGCCUGUUCUGAUUGAGACACACCGCUGUGCACGGCCGGGGUCUGGUCCCGUCUCUCGGCUCCAAAUGGAAGCCGGUGUUUGUCUCAUGAAAGAACAGAACCGCUCUCACGGCACGUCUCAGAGCCGUCUGUCCUUUGAGCAUAAUUUAUGGCGCCCCUGCUGGUUCAAACGUGCGCUGCGGAACAAAUCAAGACGCAGCCAGGUAGCAGUGUUCGUCCCCACACUUCAAAGGCCGGCCCCUCACUGA